Bolinopsis microptera is the source of this 1869-nucleotide messenger RNA. RefSeq names its product proteasome subunit alpha type-6-like. Lineage: Eukaryota; Metazoa; Ctenophora; Tentaculata; Lobata; Bolinopsidae. The record is from RefSeq and is a predicted model, not a curated record. Bases 8 to 751 code for a protein of 247 amino acids. Gene Ontology annotation, biological process: ubiquitin-dependent protein catabolic process; proteasomal protein catabolic process. The transcript is spliced from 6 exons. Gene Ontology annotation, cellular component: cytosol; nucleus; proteasome core complex.
UUUGAGAAUGUCUCGUGGUGGAUCCAGCGCUGGUUUUGAUCGGAGUAUCACCAUCUUUUCUCCUGAAGGGAGAUUAUAUCAAGUCGAGUAUGCAUUUAAAGCGAUCAAUCAGAGUGGAUUGACAUCUAUUGGGGUAAGGGGUAAGGACAGUGCAUGUGUUAUCACCCAACGAAAGAUCCCAGACAAGCUGGUUGAUGAGGAGACAGUCUCACAUAUCUACAGAGUUACUAAACAUUCCGGUUGUGUUAUGACUGGCAUGAUUGCUGAUAGUGACAUGCAGGUAUCUAGAGCUAGAUACGAGGCGGCUGACUACAAGUACCACUACGGAUACGAGAUGCCUCCUGACAUGAUCUCCAAGCGUCUCGCUGACAUCGGGCAAUCCUACACACAGAUUGCUCACAUGCGCCCUCUCGGUUGCUGCCUGAUAAUGAUUGGGUGGGACGAGGAAAAGGGAGCCCAGCUCUACAGGGUAGAUCCUGCUGGCUUCUUCUGUGGUUUCAGAGCCUGCAGUGCUGGAACUAAGCAGACUGAGAGCAACAACUAUUUGGAGAAGAAAAUCAAGAAAAACAGCAUGAUGAAUGAGACAGAAGUGAUACAAACUGCAAUAGCAGCACUGAGCAGUGUCCUAGCAGCCGACUUCAAACCAUCAGAGAUCGAGAUCGCUGUUGUCAGUGACCGUAACCCCGUGUUCAGGAAACUAACAGAAGCUGAAACUGAUGAGCAGCUCAACAUUCUCGCUGAGAGAGAUUAAAUCCCUGGUGCAGUUACAUAUUCCUUUUAGAGACGGCAAAAUGUAACGAUUCUUUUGGCGAAGCUACUAUUGUCAAAUGGGGGUAGCUUAUUUGAACAAGAUGUGAAGAAACCACAAUAUUACCUAUGUUUCAAGUUCCAGGACACGAAAUGUAGUUGAAUUCAGACGGCCGGAUUGCGGAUAAAUCUCCAUUGUGCAUUUUGUAGCUUACACGUUCGUUGUCUGACUGUGGGAACUAUUGAUUCUUGUAGCUUACCCGGCACUGUAUUAAUCGUUUUUCACCCCCGGUGUCCGCAAUUAUAUUAGAUCAUCAAGGCUUGUAACUGAGUAGCGAGCGGGAUAUAAUAUUCGGAGUAGGCAGCACCAGCGAUCUGCUCCUUAUUGGUCCCCGCUGGUCACGUGUGUGGGGGCAGGUCACGUGGUUUCUUGGUGCUUAGUGCCGAGUGCGCACGUCUGACAGUUUUUCUAUAAUUAAGGUCUUUGUAUAAUUCGAUAAUUGUUUCACUUUCUGCAUUGCCGCGUGGUUUCUUUACUCCUUCCAGUUUAAGUUGCAACUGUUCCACAAAGUCUGCUCCUUAUUGCAUGAGUCUCUGUUUCAUCAUGUGCUGGUCACAUGAUAGGACCAUACCCCUCGUGACUGCGCCUUACCUUAUGUCACGUGACUAGGACUGGGAUCUCACGUGACUGCGCUCACUCUUUCUCUGUCACGUGACAUGGGGCUGCCGCGUCAAGUUUUAGGAACGGUUUUUAUUAUCUUUAAUCUUUCGCACUUUGUCUCAGUUUCGGGUGUGAUAGUAGAUAAACUGUUAUUUUCUAACAUGUAAUUACAUUAAAAAGUUGCUAAGUUUUGCUGUCUCCAGAAAUUUUCUUCCCUGACUUUUUGAUCGUGUUUGUAAAUAAUACAUCAAUACAAUAAUAUAAAAUUAUUAUUGUUAAUUAUUAUUGUUAAUUCCAGUUACGUUAUUGAUAACUGAUAAAUAUAUUUGAUAGUGCAGUGUCUCGAAGAGGUCUCAUUUCGGAGACCAUUAUUCAACUUGAUUGUAUUGAUGGCGCUGGUUGUAUGUUUAAAAGUAUUUGUAUUUAUAUAGAUUUAUGUAAAAUUCCAAAAAUUCCACAAA